Paramecium tetraurelia is the source of this 1572-nucleotide messenger RNA. RefSeq lists its product as uncharacterized. The record is from RefSeq and is a predicted model, not a curated record. The transcript is spliced from 3 exons. Lineage: Eukaryota; Ciliophora; Oligohymenophorea; Peniculida; Parameciidae.
AUGAUAAAUUUGCAAAUAAGUUUUUGGGAUGUAAGCAAGACUUCUUUGGGACAUCUCUCAUCUUAAUUGGACAAGAUGGAUCAAUUGACUCAGUCUUCUAACCAACUUAUGCAUACUUUUGAAACUGCAUAAAAAAUUUACUUAAAUUCUUGCAAAAAAUUAGUCAACAUUUCCAAGGACGGCUUGAUAGAGUAAAGUCAAAAUUUUAUAGACAAAAGAAUGCGAUACUAGUCAGAUUUAUAAGAAACUUCUAUAUCUAUUAGGAACACAUACGAUCAAAUUGAACUAGAUAAAUGUUAUUUCUCCAUCAAUUUAGCACAUGGAAUAUUCACAAGGUCCACUUUCCCUUACAUGCCCAAUUCUAUCAAUAGCUUUUGUUAAAAGUCCAAAAACUCGUCCAAACACAUAUAUGUAGCCUUAUUGAGAUAUGAACAACCAAAAGAACAUGAGAUUACAGUUACUAAUUAAUAAAUCAUUAUCUUUAACAACAUCUAUAGUGUUACAUUGGAUUAUUAUCAAGGUGUGUUUUACCUUGUAUCAUUCGCCCCUAAAUAAGCAUAAAUUAUAUCUAAAAUUCAACCUUCCUUACUAUAAUCUUACUGUUAAAAGUUUGCAGUAGAAUUGCCAGAAAUAUAAAAAAAAGAGGUCUUUUUGAUUUAUUUGUGCUAUUUUUUUAAUAACUCCAUAAAAUUUGCAUAAGCACAAAUUGCAAUCCAUUCAUUAAGAACACAAGGAAAAACAAUACCCACUUUAUAAAAUUAUGAUUCCUUAUCUGAUUUCGAAAACUAAUUAGAAACUUAUGUCACUUAUAAAAAUGUCAAAAAAUGCGCUUUUAGUGAAAUCAUUAUUAAGAGCAAUGAUAAUUAUUAUAUCUAAUUAUCUGGAUAAACACGAUCGCUGGAAAAUGUUGAAAUUUACUGGAACAUUAAUGAUAAUUUAGAAUAAAAAUUAGCUAACUACCAUUUAUUGGAAUAAUAAAAAUAAAAAUUGGGCCAAAUACUUAAAUUAAAAAACAGUUCUUACCCUAUAUAUUUCAAAUUAAAUUGCUAAUUGGAUAACUAUCAUAAUGAAGAUCCUUCGAUAGAUGAGACUUUCAAAAUAACAAAAUGCCACAAUUAUUUCAAGAUGAAUCAAUUCACAAUUUCUUAAGACGAAGCUUUGUCUUAAAUAGAUAUCUGGUAUGAAGUCGAAUCAUAACUCCUCAAAUUACCAAUCACUUACGAAGAUGAGGCAAUUUUAGACAAGAUGUUCCAAAGUAAUGAAGAACCAUGGGAAUACUUAAAAUGGAUUAUCGUCAGAACAAGUGCACUCAAAAUUAAAAGAUCCAUUGCUUAAAUCAAAUUAGAAAAUAAAACGAUCAAAUUUAUAUAGAAUUUCAAGAGAGAUGACAAAAAAAAUAUUUCAAUUUUAAAUCUAGAUGGAUUUAAAUGCCAAGAUGAAUUAAUUCCACUUUAAAACCUCCUUCCAUCAUUGAAUCAAAUUGACUUUGAUUCAAUUAAAAAGUUAAUUGAGGAUAAAUUAAUUGAUGCUAAAUUCUCUUAAAUUUCAGAAAAGUAUAAUAAUCAAUUAUGA